This is a messenger RNA of Triticum aestivum (bread wheat), 1922 nucleotides long. RefSeq lists its product as uncharacterized. The coding region runs from base 6 to 1571 and encodes 521 amino acids. Gene Ontology annotation, molecular function: protein binding. The transcript has 5 exons. The record is from RefSeq and is a predicted model, not a curated record. Lineage: Eukaryota; Viridiplantae; Streptophyta; Magnoliopsida; Poales; Poaceae.
CUAGCAUGAAGAAAGGACAUUUUGGCCAGAGCAAAGGUCGGCUUUGGGGAUUUUCCAUGGAGAUGGAAGAAGUAGUACGCCGUAUCAAGCUGGGUCCAGGCGGCGGCGGCGGAGGAGGAGGAGGAGCACGCCGUCGCAAGCUGGGUCCAGGCGGUGGAGGUGGAGGAGCCGACAUCAUCAGCGCCCUCCCGGAGGAUCUGCUUCUCCAGGUCCUCGUCCGCCUCCGCUGCGCCGGCGCCGCCGCGCGCACCAGCGUCCUCUCCCGCCGGUGGCGCGGCCUCUGGACCAGCCUCCCCGACCUCGUCUUCCGCGGCGUCGCGCUCGGCUCCCUCCAAGCGGCGCUGGCCUCGGUCCAAGCCGCGGCCGGGCCCGGGGUGACCCUCCUCGACAUGUGCGUUCCCGACGCGCUCCUACACUCCGUCCGCGAGUCCGACAUGCCCCCGCUGCUCCACGCCGCCGCGGCGCUCUCGCCGGUGGAGCUCCGCCUAGCCGUGGGGAAGGGCACGCAGCGCCUGUACCUGGAGGUGGAGGUGCCCCGCCUCCCCCGCGCCGCCUCGGUGGAGCUCCGAGGGCUGGAUCUCGUCUUCGCCGCCCCGCGCGGCAGCUGGCUGGGGUUCCCGGCGCUGGAGAGGCUCGCCCUCACCGGCUGCCGCGCCAACCUCACGGACCUGGUCCUCCGCUGCCCGCGCCUGCGCGUCUUCAGACUCAGGGAGGACCACGGCGCCCACCACAUGAACAUCAUCAUCAGAUCCUCGUCGCUGCAGGACCUGGAUGUGGACACCAGGAUCCCCUUCACCUACCGCAUUGACAUCAGGGCGCCCGCGCUCAAGCGAUUGGCCAUGUUGUUCAGCACCAGCGACAAGAUCAUUGUGUUGGUCUCCGUUUUGGCACCGAUGCUGGAGACGGUCUCAUGGCGCUGCACUUAUUCCACGGUGUCCGCCCGGCUUGGUCUUUGGGGCCUCUCCGCGGUGAGAUUACAGACGGCGGAGAACAAUGGGCAGCUUCCUCCUCAUGUCAAUGUCCUGUCGCUGUUCGCGGCUGCCGAUGAUUCAUAUGAUUUUCCAGAGGAAGUCAGCCUUAUGACGGAGAUAGAGAAACAUAUGGUUACCCAUUUCUCUGUUUUGGAGCUACAUGUCGAAACGUUGGGGCAUGUUUUUGGAGCAUUUGCAUUGCACAUCCUUGGAAUGGAUCAGAUUUCCACUGCUAUACAAAGCCUUAAAGUCAUCCUGCUGAGUUCAGAGGAUGAUGAAGCAUGCCCAGAGAAUUGCCCUUGUGAGGAGCCCAGUAACUGGAGAAGCCAAACUAUCUCCUUGACCAAUCUUGAAAAAGUGGAAAUCGAAGGCUUCCAAGGAGAAGGUCACGAGUUAGAUUUCUUGAAACUGGUAUUUAGAUGCGCACCAAUGCUGAAAACAAUGUCUGUGAGGCUGUCAGAUGAGGUCACAGCAAGUAACGACGAUUGCUGCAAGAAAAUACAUGACGUCUUCAAGAUGUAUCCUUUUGUGCAAUGCAAUGUGAUUGUGGAUCUUAGUCCUGAGUCAAGAGACAGCAGCUAUAGUGGUGCCUCGACAUGAUCCUCAUUGCCACAUUUGCCGAAUCAGGUACAGUUGGCCGGAGCUUUCAUGACGCCGUCGCCUCUGCCUGGAGCUCAUUGUGGCGUCAACUGGGUGCGAUGAAGCCUGUUGGAGCUGAGUUGUGUGCUUAGUUCAUUUCAUGCUCUGUACAAUCCUAAUAAAACUAGCUUCAGAUUCAAGCUGCAAUCUGGAAUAGUUUCUGUGCGUUUCGGAUGAGUUGAUCGCAUGGUUGUUGUCUGAACUUCAUGUAGUAUGAAACGGUUUGUGGCAUUCCCAUAUAUAUAUAUAUAUAUAUAUAUAUAUAUGAAGUGUUGGUAUUCUUGCCAAGGAAAUCAUGUUGUGAGAUCUUUG